Oryzias latipes (Japanese medaka) is the source of this 1840-nucleotide messenger RNA. RefSeq names its product SMG9 nonsense mediated mRNA decay factor (gene smg9). Gene Ontology annotation, biological process: nuclear-transcribed mRNA catabolic process, nonsense-mediated decay. Lineage: Eukaryota; Metazoa; Chordata; Actinopteri; Beloniformes; Adrianichthyidae. The record is from RefSeq and is a predicted model, not a curated record.
ACAAAGUUCUCUACCGGAAAAUGUUUUACUCCGGUUAUUUUAAGCCGGCUAAACUGUACUUCUGUCUUGUCCAGCCUAUUCUCAUUUUUCCAUUUUUACCAAAUUAGUAUUGCAAGAUUUUUUCAACACUAUUAGCUUUGGCUUACAAGACACUCCGGCUUAGAUAAAACGAUUUAAGCUCCCCAUUUAUGUUGACAAUCCAAAUUCCUUUUUCUCAUUUAGCUGAAAAAUAGAACCACCGAAAAAUGUCAGAGUCCGGCCAUAGCCAGCCCGGUAUGUACGGACCAGGACGGCGAAGGAGGCGACGGCGAGGGGAACGAGAUGUUGGACCUCCGGGCCAAAACCUGUCUGGCCCCAGCCGUGACCGAGAAUACCAACAAAGAGAACGAAGGGACGGGAGCGAGGAUCCACCAGGCCCUUUGAUUCAGAAGACCCCCAUUAUUCUUGCUAAACCUCCCGGAGACAGGGCCAAACCGCCACAGAACACAGCCACCAGUGGGACUCCAGUCCUGGAGAAACCCAUCAUGCUGAUGAAAGCCAGGGAUGAGGGAGGCAAGCCGGGAACACCCCAGGAGACUGCUGCUCAGCCCUCGGGUCCUGGACCUUCUAAGAUGGAGAAAGAAGGCCAGCGACCUACACAGCCUGUCUAUCAGAUCCAAUACAGAGGGAUGGGUCCCUCUGCAUCCAGCAGCGCUGUGGACCCUAUGGUUGGCCAGGCCAAACUCCUUCCUCCAGAGAAGAUGAAGCACAGCAUCAAGCUGGUGGAUGAUCAGAUGAACUGGUGUGACAGUGCCAUGGAGUAUUUAAGAGACCAGACAGACAUGUUGGUGGUGGGAGUCAUUGGACUACAGGGAAGUGGAAAAUCUACAAUUAUGUCUCUGUUAUCUGCUAACACACCUGAGGAAGAUCAAAGGAGCUAUGUGUUCAGAGCUCAAAGUCAGGAAAUCAAGGAAAGAGGAGGAAAUCAGAGUACAGGCAUUGAUUUCUUCAUCACACAGGAGAGAGUCAUCUUCUUGGAUACACAGCCAAUGCUGAGCCCUUCUAUCCUGGAUCACCUCAUCAACAACGACCGGAAGCUGCCUCCAGAGUACAACCUCCCUCACACAUAUGUGGAGAUGCAGUCUCUUCAGAUUGCUGCCUUCCUGUUCACUGUGUGCCACGUUGUGAUAGUGGUCCAAGAUUGGUUUACCGAUUUAAACCUGUACAGGUUUCUCCAAAGUGCUGAGAUGCUGAAGCCUUCCACUCCUUCUGCGAGCCAUGACAGCUCUGGCUCCUCAGGCAGUGAUGAUGGUGCAGAGUACUAUCCUCACCUAGUGUUCCUUCAGAAUAAAGCCAGGCGAGAAGAUUUCUGCCCACGAAAUCUGAAGAACAUGCACAUGGUGGUGGACAAACUUAUGGCCCAUUCUCAUCUCAAAUACAAAGGUACACUGUCGAUGCUGGACUGCAACAUCUUUCCAGGCCUUGGACAUGACUUUCUGAAAACAGAGGUCAACAUGUUUCUGCUUCCUGUUCACGAAGGCGAGGGAGAGGAUCAUCUGACCAAAGCAGGAACAUACCCACUUUUUUCUCUGCUGCCUGGGUACAGAGGACACCCCACGUUCUCCUACAUGGUCUCAAAACUUCGCAGCCAAAUCCUCGCCAUGCCUCGCUCUCAGCUGUCACACACCAUUCUGACGGAGAAAAACUGGUUUCACUAUGCUGCUCGGAUCUGGGAUGGUGUAAAGAAGUCUUCUGCCCUGUCCGAAUAUAGUCGCCUCCUCUGCUAGGAAUUGGCUUUCACUGUUGUACAUAUUGUACAUUAGCAAUUUAUAUCUGACAAUAAAGAGACAUAUGAGCUUGA